AUGUCUUUCAACGGACAACACUCCGGCUACGGUCCGACCGCCAUGUCAAAUGCGCCUGUCGGACUGUCCAACAACCUCCUCACAACCUCCAUAUCCUCUCUGGCGGCUUCUCCAUCAACGCGCCAUCCUUCUCAAAUAUCAAAAUCGUACCGUCAAGCUUCAACUUUAUUUCUUACGCGUCGUUUGCCCGAGGCUCUAACGACUUUACUGCCAUUGAUUACUCCACCCGAUCAUAUUGACGAUGGCGAGCCUGCGCCAGUUGCGCGUGCAUCAAGAACGACUCGAAUUAAAGUAUGGAGCCUAUAUCUUACCAUUCUCAAUGGCAUUAUCGAGUUAGAGCCCGAGGAGGGCAAGGAUGCAUUCGGGAACCAGGAGUGGAGAGCCCUGUGCACCAAGGUCCGUGAUGGAGAAAUUUGGGAUGAGAUUGUCGCGAACGGAUACCACGGUGUUGAGGGUGACGUCGAUUCAGAUGUGGUAAUCAACCUCGCGACGAUAUUGUUGGCACAUGCCCGUGACCAAAAAUUAAAUCAACAUAAGCUGGAGGCAUAUCUAGCUGCCUCAAACACCCCUAACCUUGACGUCGCGGGCCGGCUCGCUGAAUCGGCAUCGCCCAUCACAAAUCGUUAUCGGUCUCCAGCCAAAGGAGCGAGCGGCGCCAACACGCCCAGAGAUCUCAAUGCUCGAGUCAAGAUCCUCGAGUUGUACACACUACACGUACUCUUGCGCAACAACGAAUGGGACUAUGCUCGUGAAUUUAUUAGUGUCAGUUCUGUCCUGGACGAAGAGCGCCGUGAGGCCUUUCUGCAAGCAUUACAGAGUCUCCAUGACGAGCAACAAGAACAGGAAAAGCUGGAGAAUGAGGAGCGACAACGACAAGAAGAUGAACUACAGAAAGAAAUUGAAGAGGCAACGAAGUUGCGCGCAGAGAACGAAGAGAAGGAAAGAAAACGACUAGAAGAGGAGCGCGCAAAGCGAGAAGAGGAGGAAAAGGCAAAACGAGCAGAAGAGGAGAGUGCAAAGCGCGAAGGGACCGAGGUUGACUACGGAGUUGACGAUACUGCCAGUCAUGAUGGAUCAACUCGACCCCGGAAGGGCAGGACUCUGUCGUCGUCAUCAAAACAGUCUAGGCUGCCAAAGGCACGAAGCUCAAGCCAAGCAGGAUCCAAAGCAAACGGCAAAGCAGUCUCUCGCGCUCCAACUCUGGCAUCACGCGCAUCUAUGGUUAUUUCUCGUUUGGGCGUUGUGAUCGAGAAAUUGGGUGCCUCGCUCAAUGCGAACCCCAUGCUCUUGUUCAAGUUUAUGGCGUUUAUUAUGGGUUUGCUUCUUAUGUUAGGCAAUGCCAAUCUGCGCGCACGAGUGAGGCGCAUACUCUCAGUCUUCUGGGCCAAAGUCAAGGGCACAGCAGGAAUGGGGGUCAAGAUUAAUAAUCUUGGGGCAUCCGUCGCGAUCCUUCUCAAGACGCGUGCAUUCGAAACAGUAAAAGGCGUCCGAGAUACCCUCACCGCCGCAUACAACACACUUGUUCUGGUAGUUUCCGAAGCUGCACUCGUCGCAAAUACGCACAAGGGUCGUAGGUCGAACGUAGGAGUCGCAGACUGGGCAUUUUCCAUCGCACUUGUCGCAGAGACGGCCGAUAGCGAUGCCAGCCUGCUUGCGACACAUAACAAGAUCGCUGGGUGUAGAGGUGUCUUAGUACGCAAAGUCACACAAUUGGCUGCAUGCAUCAAGCGACAUCUUGGACCUCUUAACUUUCACGAUUCAUUCUGCGACAAAGCAGAUAUAAUAUUACAUCAUAUAACACCUAUUCGUCGUAGAAAACUGUGGCUAUUGUCGGAAAUGACCACAGAAAAUGAAUUCCGCGCAGCGGAUGUCAUGAAACUAAGCCCCGGGAACAAUGACGGCUUAGUAUCUCAAAAUGUCUCAGACAUGGAGCUCCCGAAGAGGAAGGCUUCCGAAGAUGUAGAUAGCUCUUCACCAAAACGCAUAAGACAUGACGACUACUUUCGUGAAGCCACGAGCGAACGACCAAGGAGGGGUUCGUCACAGGAGCGCCGCAGUUCUUAUGGCGGUUCCAGAGGCGUGGAUAUUGAUCGCCGAAAAGUCGCGACUCAGGAAGAGAAGAAGCGCGGCAAACGCUUGUUUGGUGGGCUCCUGAGUACUUUGAGCCAGACGAGUGGCGGUUCGACGCAGAAGAGACGAUUGGAGAUAGAGCGAAGGCAGCAGGAACGAAUGCGCAAACAAAGUUUCGAAGAUGACAAGCUACGGGCAGAAAAGAGAACGAGAGUCAUGGAGGCUCGGAAAGGUGAACAGAAUGUGUUUGAUGAGGAAGCUAUGCGAAACAAACAUACUAAAAUGCUUGCGGUGGCCCGGUUCCUACGGACGAAAUCACAACCACAGAUCUAUUAUCUCCCUUGGAAACUCACAGAAGCACAGGAGGCUGCGAUAGACGAGCAAAUACGGCACGCGAAAGCUACAGUAGAGCGUGAAGUGGAUGCUUUCAACGAAAGAAAAGAACAACAGGCGAAUCAAGGCAGACGAUCUUCAGUACGAGCAGAAACGACGGCGCCCUCGGAUGAGGGAAUGGUUCGUGACUAUAAAACUACAAAUGGCACAGAACAUGCAGGAGGAACUCAGGAGACGGGUCAUGAAGCUGACCACCAUGAAGAGGCAGCUGAUGUGUUGGAGGAAGCUGAUGAGGACAUGGUGAUAUAUUGA
Fusarium poae is the source of this 2715-nucleotide messenger RNA. RefSeq lists its product as uncharacterized. The transcript has 9 exons. Bases 1 to 2715 code for a protein of 904 amino acids. Lineage: Eukaryota; Fungi; Ascomycota; Sordariomycetes; Hypocreales; Nectriaceae. The record is from RefSeq and is a predicted model, not a curated record. Gene Ontology annotation, cellular component: catalytic step 2 spliceosome.